AUGGCCGCCGAACGUGACUCAGAAUGGUAUUUUGGCUCUCGAAUUUCAGUUUCCGAAGAACAAGCUUCUAGUUCUAGUGACUUUACAGAGUCAAGUAUAGAAAUUAUACUUGAUGAAGACGAUUUAUAUGAAAGCGAAAAAGAAAAUUCUCCGGUUUCGGAAUUCGACAAUGAUUAUCGUGCUCAAAACGAAAACGUAACCUUUGUAGAUAAUUCUUAUCCAAAAAACAAACAAGACACGCAAGAUAUAGAGUUCGUACAUGGCCCCAAUAUACUUGACGAGACUAUAGAAUUUGUAAAUGGUUCUAAUUUACAAGACGAGACUAUAGAAUUUGUAAGCUCUUCUAAUAAUAAAUUUUCUACACAAGAAAGUGGAGACCUUUUUUCUUCUGAUUCAGGAGAUUAUUCAAGUAAUGACAGUAGUUUUGAUGAUGAUUCUUCAAAUGAAGAUAUAGUAUUCGACCUUGCAAAACUUCAACGUGAAAAGGAAAGGAUUGCGUUACUUAAAAAUGAAUCGACCAAUGACUCAAAAAAAAUCAAUAAUUCGUCUUCUAAUGGGUUUCCCGUCACGUUUAACGCUGGGAAUGUUAUCUCUGAAGAAUCGUACAUGGAUAUUACGUCUCCGGGUCCAAAAUGUCCGAUAAAUUCCGCCCAAAGGAUUUCAGUUCAUAUGUUAAAACAUGAAAAGUUUAAAGCUUCAUCAAGAACAUUUGCACCUCCCAAUUCUUACAUUAACGAUGGAUCUGCAUGGAUUCCUGAUAUUAAACGAACGCAACUUCCAAUUGAAAAACGAAAAGAUGAUAUAAUUAAUAUUAUUCGUGAAAAUAGGGUUGUUGUGCUUAGUGGUAGUACGGGAUGUGGGAAGCGCCGUAUCGCUGCAACCUCUCUCGCACAUCGUGUGGCUUCUGAACGUGAUACCCCACUUCAUGGACAAAUUGGAUUUCAUAUUGGUGGUAAAGGAGGUUAUUCGAUAGCAACAAGAUUACGAUACGUUACUACGGGAAUCUUAUUGGAAAUGCUUAAGAUGGAUCGAUAUUUAAGAUCUUAUACUCAUGUGAUCAUGGAUGAGAUACACGAACGUAAUGUUGACGAUGACUUGAUGAUGGCACAUCUUUGUACUAUUAUGAGACAAAAUUCAUAUUUAAAGUUAAUUGUUAUGUCGAAAUUUGCGAAUUACUUUCGUGAAUUUGAAACCGAAAAAGAUGGGAUUUUCACCGAAAUUCCUUGGAUAGAUAUACCAACCAAAAAAUUUCCAGUUGAUGCAUUUUACCUGGAAGAUGUCUGUGAUGCACUCGAAGUUCCUGAAACAGUUAGAUACAAGGUUUUAAGUGAUCCUCUUAAACCUUCUAUGAUGCAAGAUCGUCGAGAAUUGUUCAUAAAUUGGAUUUAUGAUUGUCACAUAAAUUCACCAGCUGAUGAUGCUUUUUUGAUUUUUCUCCCGGGAAUUUCCAUAAUUGCAGAAAUGGAAGAUCAACUGAUGUUUCUUAAUCACCUUCAUAGAAUUGAAAAAAAGAAAUCUUGCCCUAAUAUCUCAGUUAUUAAACUUCAUUCCACUAUCACAAUUGAUGAACAAUGUUUGGUUAUGAUACGACCAAAAAAGGGAUAUCGAAAAAUUAUCUUAGCAACAAAUGUUGCCGAAAGUUCAAUUACUGUACCAGAUGUAAAAAUUAUUUUUGAUUCUUGUUUAAGAAAGGACAUUUUUUAUGAAAAAGAAUCACGGUGUUAUAGUCUUAAUGAACAAUGGAUCAGUCAAGACUGUGCCGAACAACGAAGAGGAAGAGCCGGAAGAUUAAGGCCUGGUGUGGUUUACAGGUUCGUACCUAAAAAAUUUUAUGAUAACUUGUGCAAGGAAAGAACACCUGAGAUAAGAAGAACUCCUUUAAGUUCAUUAUUAUUGCGAUGCAUCUAUGCAAAUUUUGGAGAUCCUCGUGAACUUUUGUCUCAUUGCAUAGACCCUCCUGAAGACAUGGCUGUUGAUUAUGCUUUGGAAGAUUUAGAAUCAACUGGCGCGGUCAUAAAAACUCAUGAACAUUUUGAAGAAAAUGAUGAUUGGAUUCACGGUGAUAAGGUUUCUUAUGAAUAUGAAGUUACUCGUCUUGGGACUGUUUUAGCACAACUUCCACUAGAUUUGCAUUCGGGAUUAUUAGUCGUGUAUGGCGCUUUAUUUGGAGCUUUAUACGAUACUUUAAUAAUAGCAGCAAUUUUGCAAAAUCGAGGUGUGAUAGUGCAACCACCGAAUAUGGAAAUAUGGAUUAGUGCUGCUAUGAAAAGAUUUCACAAAAAUCUGCCUGAUAAUUUUCCAUUACAAGGGGGAUCUGAUUUAAUAUCGCAUCUAAGAGCUUAUUUAUAUUGGGAGGAAACUACGCAAAAAGACAAUUCUUUUAAUCACAAAAGUGAACAGGCUUGGUGUCAACAACAAUUUAUCAGUUUAUAUUGGAUUCGUGAAAUACAAGAUAUGGUAAUUUCUCUUCGCGAGUCUUUGGCUUACCAAAAUAUAUGUGCACCUCCAACACUAGAAGAAAGGGAUAAAAUUCGUAGGAAUCUAUAUGACAAUCCAGAUGAUCAAUCAGAUAAUGAUACAAUAGAUGAAACGUAUAAUCGUUUUUUAAAAACCCCAACUUCUCAAACAAAUGUUGCUGAAUCCUUUCAUUCAAAAAUUUCAGAAAUUAAUCCUUGGACAAACAUUUUUGAUCGUAAUCACGGAAUUACAAGUAGACCAGUUAAUUUGAAACGAGAACCUAAUAUUCCUCUAAUUACAAUUUUAUUGAUAGCUGCAUUUCAUCAAAAUUUAUUUCGUGUAAUUUCAAAUAGUAAUAGUCGUGUUUUCAGGUACUGCCCCAAAAAAUUCAAUCGACAACACACAAUUGAAUUCGGAGCACAACUUCUCCCACCAAAGAAAGUGCUUGUCGAUACACUCGAAACGGAAAUUGGAGCGAUACAAAACAUAGUGCAUCCUGAUACCCAUCCAUCAGAUUUGAUGAGUUUUUAUGAAUAUUGUUAUAUUGAAUUUGUGAAACCUGCAAUCCCUUUAUGGACGCAUUCUCGAUGUAGAAAAAAAACAGCUCCACCAGAUGCGGUUUAUUUGGCUCAAAAGUUUAGAAGUGUAAAGUAUGGUAUAUGGACUGAUAAUGGGUCCAUUCCAACCGAUUUAGAAUCAUUAAUCAAUUGUGACACAGUAUACUCGGAGGAUCAAAAAAAAUUACGAUUUACUAGUAUUAAUGGUUGUCCGGAGACAACAACUGCUCUUUCCGCAAUAUUUCAUUCAAACCAAACGAAAGUCUUUCAAUCUAAGAAUUCUUUGUUCUUCCCAUUAAUCAUUGAUCCUGGUGAAAACCAUUGUUAUGCUAUAUGUGCGAGUAAAUUACUUACCGUAAAUUAUGGAAAAUCACAUGUAGCCGAACACAUCACUUGCCUGAUAGGUCCUUUAAAUGCAGCUAAUUACGUUGGAGAUGCAAUUCUCGCAUUAUUUGCAAAUAAAGUGACGAUAGACAAUGGUUCUUGGAAUGUCUAUGUAAAUAUGGCAAGAUAUCCACUAUUUAGCAGAGCACCCUCGGAAGUAGAUAAAAGUUUAAUCAAUUCAUUCAGGGACUUUAUGAAGCAAGCAUUGAUUGAGAAAGCCCCUAAUAUAGAUUCUUCCAUUUCCGAAUCCACAAACAAAUCAAAUCCAACUACUCGCAAAGAGUUAGUUGAUAUUUGGAAGGAAUGUCGUGUCACUUCUGAUGAAGCAGGAAAGUUGUUAGUGAAAUCUAUAUUAAUGAUUAUUUAA
Messenger RNA from Diversispora eburnea, 3765 nucleotides. The record is from the annotation of a GenBank genome assembly. Lineage: Eukaryota; Fungi; Glomeromycota; Glomeromycetes; Diversisporales; Diversisporaceae.